This is a messenger RNA of Hypoxylon fragiforme, 1064 nucleotides long. Its product is annotated as acyl-CoA N-acyltransferase. Gene Ontology annotation, molecular function: acyltransferase activity, transferring groups other than amino-acyl groups. The transcript has a single exon. The record is from RefSeq and is a predicted model, not a curated record. The coding region runs from base 206 to 886 and encodes 226 amino acids. NCBI's taxonomy places the organism in Eukaryota, Fungi, Ascomycota, Sordariomycetes, Xylariales, Hypoxylaceae.
GGAGGUGAAGAACUUGGCAUGGAAGCGGGCACCAAUGAGUCUCGAGAUUGCUUCCCCUUAACUACCCGACCGGUCUGCGAGGAGCUUGGGGGUAAUGUAUCUGCAAUAGGAGAAUGUUUCAUAGAUAAAGUCGGCUGUUCUCCAUCUGGCAACAUUCUUUCCAAAUGAGGUCUCCCCCGUGCCCCUCCAACUCACUCAUAGAAGGAUGUCGGACUCCAAAUCCAUCCAGGACUCCAUGCGCAACGGCUGGAAUUCGCUGCGGUUGGUUUAUCGUGCCCUGCAAGAUAACGAUGCUGACCACACUUUCAUGCACGAUGCCAUCGCCGGUGAUCCAGUUGGAUUCCCAUUGGCGUACCCUGAGGCGUUUCGACCCCAGUCGAAGACUAUGACUGCCGGGCUUAUUGCCGGGUUGAGGAACAAAAGUCUUUCCGUGGUUAUUUGCCUGCCGCCAGGCAACCCGAACGAUGAACCAGGUCAACGAAAACAAUUGCCGCCGCAAGAGAGAAUAAUUAUGAUACCAAGUCAGGCAAAAUCAUCGAUAGAGGUGCCCAUCGGGAUCCUCACACUGACUGCCCCCAUACCAGAGACCCAUCAGCAUCGGAAGACCAUGCUAGGGAUCAGCAUCGUUGAUGCUUAUCAGGGGCACGGAUACGGUCCGGAGGCGAUAAACUGGGCACUCAAUUGGGCAUUCAAGUUUGGGGGUAUGCAUCGAGUAGGUAUAUCGUGCUUUGGGUUCAAUGACCGGGGACAGAGACUCUACGAAAAACUAGGAUUCGUGAAAGAAGGGACGGUCCGAGAGUGCCUCUGGUUUAACAGAGCCUGGCAUGAUGAGAUCUACUACGGCAUGCUAGAGUCCGAUUGGGAAAAGCUUCGGUCACUGAAAUAAUGCAUGUACAACGGACACUAAUUACAUCGCAAUGGUAUGAGCAUCACUUUGGUCUGAGGCGUUAGUUGUCCGGGAUCCUGACAUUGUCUAAGGAACGCGAAAUCUGGAUAUAAUGAGAUUUGGUGCUUAGACGAUGUCAUGUCCGAGAGAACAGAAGCGAUACCUAGUUAAGAUAACA